UUUUUUUUUUUUGUAUACUUAGUUAGUUGUUUUCUUGAUUAAAAGUUUCAUUCUUAAAUUCUAAUUGUACCAUUAUGUUCUAAUAGGAGGUUUUUAGCAACUCAAGUAUACUGGCCAGCGGAAAAGAACUGUUUUUAAUUUCGCGUUUUCAAUAAGCAGGUAACGAAACAUAAUGGUCAAUGUGCAGUUUUGGGCAGUGGUAUCAAUCUCAUAUAAUUAGAUUCCUGAUUUGACUAUAUGUUCUUGAAUUUGUUAUUUUCUACUAUUUUCUGCAUGUCUGGGAGUGGUUGUUUUACCCUUUUGUCCCUUUUUUAUGGAUAUUUUGUUUAAAUUCAUUGAGCUAUUUACUGAACUACAAUCUUCUCAUUUAUUUAUGCUAAAGCUUUCUUCUCAUUAUAAUGUUAGUUCAGUUACGUGAUUAUUGUUCUCUUGUGUUGCUCAGUUAGUAAUAAUGGUAGAUUUAAAAUAUCCCUCUUUGCUAAAUAAUUAGUUAAAAUUAUGUGAAGCUUUUUUAGUAUGUUUUGUUACACAUGAAUUAACUUUGGGAACAAAUUUGAAUAUAGGGUGAUAGAGCUCUUCCCCCAAAUUUUGUUUCAACUCAUGGGGAAUGAUUGGGGCCAAUGUUCUAUGUCAUUGACGAGUUAAAUAAUUGUUUAGUGCUGGAGGUGGUAAGAAAGAAUGAUCAGUUGCUCAUAACUGACUCCUCAUUUGAACAGAUUAGAACUUUCUAUUUUAUCGAUAGAGGCAUCUGUUCAAUUUAGGUAUGUCGAUUUUGGCAUUUUUUUUAUUUCAUUGUGGGAUAAGGAUAACCAACCCAUCCGAGUUCACCUUGAUCCUGACUUCUAUGUUCCUGAGCUAAUGGACCCAGAGACACUUGAUAAUGUAUCAAGAGUGUUCCACAUAAAGUACACCAAGAUGGAUGAGGACUCAUCAGUUGAUGUGAUUGUUCUCUUCGGGUCUGGACCAUCGGAUGAUCAGUUUUCAUCAGAUGCUGAUGAAGACAAUGAUCAAGGUGGGGCACUGGUAGGGGAUAAUCUCAAUGAUCCAAUAGAUUUGUCUAGUGGAAGUAGUUUAUCAUUGGAGGUUAAUGAACAAAGUCAUGCGGCAAACGAGUUGGUUGAUCCUAGAUACUCUCCAGAGGUUUCUUAUGAAAAGAAAAUCACAGCUUCGGAUGUUGCACAACCUAGAUUGUAUUUGGCUUCAAAAUUCGCUGCGUAUCUUAAACUGUGUGAAGAUGGCUCAAUUUGGACAAUCACUGGUCCAGAUUCCAAUGUAGAGAAUAAUGUCUUCUUCUUCCAGUUACUGAAAAGUGGAGAAAGAGGUGGAGAAUGAAAAUUUGGAGUUGGGUGGAGGGAAUGUUGUAGAAUAUACAACUUAAAGGAGGGUGAUAUCAUUACUUUGAAACUCGGCUCGAUAGUUAGACGGCAGAUAGAGUUAUCGAUCCAGCGACAUUAGACUUCCUAUGUAUAACUCUAUUUGAUGGAUAUUUUGAAUUAUAUGUUAAUUUGUCUUGGACAUAUUUUAUCUUUUGUUUGAUGAACAAAUUUAUAUAUGUUGUAUAUAUUUUGUUUUGUUAUCAGUAGGUAUCUUGACAUUAUGUGUUUCUAAGAUAAUACAUAAUAGUAAACUACA
Molecule: messenger RNA, 1632 nt
Organism: Arachis ipaensis
Lineage: Eukaryota; Viridiplantae; Streptophyta; Magnoliopsida; Fabales; Fabaceae
Source: RefSeq, a predicted model, not a curated record